AUGACACGUCAGCACAUUCGAUGCUCACGUGGAGCCUGCCCCGGCGGAGGAGAGAGAGGACUCGGGUGA
This is a messenger RNA of Spirodela intermedia, 69 nucleotides long. The record is from the annotation of a GenBank genome assembly. NCBI's taxonomy places the organism in Eukaryota, Viridiplantae, Streptophyta, Magnoliopsida, Alismatales, Araceae.